Molecule: messenger RNA, 603 nt
Organism: Insectozyma verbasci
Lineage: Eukaryota; Fungi; Ascomycota; Pichiomycetes; Serinales; Debaryomycetaceae
Source: the annotation of a GenBank genome assembly
AUGAGCAGUAGUAGUAGUCCAAUUACUAUAUCAUCAACUGAUUUUAAUCAAAUACCAUUCGAUGUAUUAGAAUCAAUUAGAAAUAGAUUAAAUCAAAUUCAUACAUCCUUAAAGAAACUAGCAGAUCAAAUCAACAACCAUAAUAGAUAUCCAUCAAAGAUUAAAUUACCAAACUUCAAUCAAUUUCAAAAUCAAUUUCAAGUUUUGAUUACUCAAUUAACUUCAAUUGCAUCAAUAUUACAAGCAAAUGAAGAAUUAUUACUCAAUACAAAUGUUUAUCCAACUCCAAUUUUCCCAACUCAACAACAAGAAGGGUUAUUAACUACAUUAUUAAGAAAAAAAGCCCUACCUGAAGUUGAUGAAUGGAUAAAUGCAAGUAAGUCCACAUUGGAAUCAAAUGAAACUAAACUUAAUGAUGAAUUUACUUUAUUUUGUUUAUCUAAAUUAGUUGAAUUACGUGAUGAAUUUCAAUUUUAUGGUUUCAAUACAAUUGAAGAAUUGGAUAAUAUGGAAACACCAGAAGCUAAACAAGAGGUAAAGAUAAAAAACGAGAAGGAGUUGGAAAAAGAAGAAAUUGAAUUGAAAGAUAACUUCCAAUGGUAA